AUGAAUGCCAAGGACCUCUUACCGGGUUACGAGCAGACCUUGCCCGUGCUGUCUCGGCCACCGGCUGCGGCUUGGGCGGGCGAUCCGAUCCACUCCCCUUAUGCAGCGCCCAUCCACUUCGAUUCCAACACUGUACAGACCGUGACCUCAACACAUCAAAAUCCUCCACCACCACCACCUCCUCCUCCCCCUCCACCCACAGCUCCCAGUCGAAAAACGACCACUAGGGUACGCAAACCCCGCAAAAACAACAAUGCAUCUACGGGGAAAUCGACGUUAUUCUGGGUCAACAGCGAUCAGCAAACCGCAGCGGCAGGUACAACGGACGAGACCCUAAAGCGGAUUCGGUCCCAUGUUAUGUCCGAGCAUAAUCGCAAGAAGCGAAUGGAGAGCACAGAACAGUACAAUAAGAGCAAAUGGAAGCACUCGCCUUAUCAGCCCCCGACGACGAACCCUGGGGCACUCGUACCCGCUGCGCCUGUCCGUCCGCGUGCCAGCUUGUCCACCAGCUUAUCCAGCAGUCAAAUCUCAGAUGAACAAGAGCUAGAACAGAUCGACGAGCUUGUCACAUCAACAUCUGUGGGAUACCCUGCGACGCAAGCUGCCUCAUGGGAUGACUCUAGCUUUGGUGGGACGAUGGCCUACCCCGCUGGACCUACCGCAUGGUCUUACGUGGGACAAGGAGCUAAUGAUCCCUUUAAUACUGGGCAUACACAGCUUACAGAUAGAAUGAUGCGACACUUGCGAGUCUUCCUCUGGGAUCUGACACAAGAAGCGCACCCAUUGCAGACGCGGUAUAAGCCCAAACUGCAGGCGCAUUGGGCGUCCUUGAUCCAGCGCGACCCGGCCAUUCUGCACGCGACAAUUUGUAUGGCGUCUUCCAAUGACGCUAUGCGUGCAGGCGAGCUACCCAUCCGAGAUCCGAAGCAAAAGCGGAGUCAGUUGGUGAUCGACACGUUCCACCACCGUGGCGAGACCAUUCGACUGGUCAACGAGGGCCUGUCAGACCCAGUCAAGGCUUCCAGUGAUGUUUUGAUUGCUGCAGUUUCUACCUUAUUGACAAUUGAAAUCGCGUCAGGGAAUCCCGACUAUCUCAAAAUCCAUCUAGCAGGUUUGCGACAGAUGAUCGCAUUGCGAAAGAACUUUGACGAUGUUCCUUCAGACGUGCGGUUCCAGAUCUCAUGGACUGAUAUCCGAGUUGCUUGUAUGGCCCACGCCAAGCCUAUAUUCCCCUUUGUCCGCUACAGCCGCCCAGCGCGAUUCUCUCUCAUCCCACCCAACGACGAUGUAGCAUUACUUUCUACCCGCCUCUUCCCUCUACUCAAAAUCCCCGGCAUCUUCGGCGAAGCCAUGCCGCAAAUCGUAUAUGACCUCCUCGAACUAUCCUGGUAUGCAGAAUGGAUCAAAGGCAACACCGGGUACAAAGAGUUCAACGAGGAGACCGAGGACUACUUCAACACCGAAGUGCUGCACGUAGAAUACCAACUGCAUACGGAUCGAUAUACAGAAACAGGCCAGGUAAAGGGCGACAACUCCAUCGAGGGCUGCACCCGUCUCGCUUUACUGCUGUUCCACAACAGCGCCAUCUGGAAUUUCUAUCCAAUGAUCGGCCAGUUGCUGCCUAAGCCGAUCCAGGCUCUGCGCACCGCGCUCGAGGCGACCAUCCACACGGGCUUAUUCGCGCUCUGUCGCGACCUGCUCCUCUGGCAGCUUUUCAUGGGCGCUGCGUGCAGUCUAACCCUGCCGUCAGAGCGGACCUUCUUUGUAUCUGAACUGGCCAAUGCUGCGCGGCUGCAGGGAAUCUACUCGUGGCAGGAGGCCCGUUCUAUCAUGUUGGGAUUUUUCUAUGUCGAUCGUAUUCACCUGCCUAUGCUUCGUCAGGUCUGGGAUGAGUGUCAUUUGCAGGUAGAACAACCGGCAGUAUGA
Molecule: messenger RNA, 1926 nt
Organism: Penicillium expansum
Lineage: Eukaryota; Fungi; Ascomycota; Eurotiomycetes; Eurotiales; Aspergillaceae
Exons: 4
Coding region: 1-1926 (641 amino acids)
Source: RefSeq, a predicted model, not a curated record